Spizellomyces punctatus DAOM BR117 is the source of this 3465-nucleotide messenger RNA. RefSeq lists its product as uncharacterized. Bases 220 to 3018 code for a protein of 932 amino acids. Lineage: Eukaryota; Fungi; Chytridiomycota; Chytridiomycetes; Spizellomycetales; Spizellomycetaceae. The transcript has 15 exons. The record is from RefSeq and is a predicted model, not a curated record. Gene Ontology annotation, biological process: snRNA 3'-end processing. Gene Ontology annotation, cellular component: integrator complex.
UGGAAUUGAUCGGGCUUUCCAACUGGCCUUGCUUUUACCGCGUUUAUUUUUUUAUAACGGUUUUCAAUCUCGACAUCUACUCGUUUUUGUUGAGAGAAUUCACGGCGCACUCUUUACGAUUUGUACUGUGCGACAGGUAGUGAUGCUGUCGUAGAACUCGAGACGAGGUCGGCCUCCAGGUUUGAAUUGGUGGAGGGAGAGUCUGGAUUCCUCGUCACCAUGAUUUUCGUAUUCGUUGUCGAUACGAGUGCGUCAAUGAACCGGUUAUUUUCGGAAAAUCUCACUUUCCUGGAAAGUGCAAAGGCCGCCAUUGAACACUUUUUCAAGUGGGAACAUGCGUCUUCUAGCCGCAAAGACAAUAGAUACAUGCUGGUUGCCUAUGAAGAGCCUUAUUAUAAGACCCUUCUUGAUACCGAUAACGAUCAGAUGUUGUUGCAGGAGCUGAAAAUUCUGAAAGCUACCGACUUGUCUACAGCCGGAGCAGCUUUUGCGGGAACUUUUGACUAUUUGGACAAUUACCGCAGGAGAAAUAGCUUUGAUAACAUUGGGCGUGGUCGAUAUCCUGCGGACUUGGAGACGACCACAAUGUUCUGGUUCACGGAUGGUUCGGGCUUCAUGGAACAGUCCGAGGAUAGUUGGGUCGUAUCGGACGAUCUGAACAUUCCGCGACUUCGAACACCUGGAAGCAAAUUGUAUGCUGAACCAUAUAGAUGGGACCAACGCUUAUACACAUUGUGGUUGACCGAUGAAGUCGGCCCGAAUAAGGAACAAGUAAACAAGCUGAGCAAUGAUAUGGGCGGACAAUGGUGGCAGAUUCCUAACGUUAGGUACCUUCUCCAAUGCAUCGAUAACUGCAUGCGCCCAAAUGGGCAUCCGGGUGUCCAUCCAUACGCUCCUGUUUGCAACAUUGAAGGAGUUAUCGUGCGACUGGUCGAACAUCCUGACACGUGCAAGUGGAUAUCAACUCCUGAGCAGCCAGGUCCACCGGAGGAAAAGUUGAUUGUGUACUCGAACAAAGGGUCUACACAUCACUUUCCAAUCCCCGAGUCCUAUUGGAUUCCUGGCAGCGGAGCCGACGACGCAUCGAAACUUUUCAAUAUCCCACCUCGGUCUGCGCAACCGAAAAUAUACUUUACAAAGCGUGACGACGUAUAUCCGAUUCCCGAAGGGUUUCCAGUAGAUCGAUUUAGUAUUGAUCAGAAGAGCGCUAUUGUGCGAGAAUUGAUGCAGCAGCCGGGGCAACCCAGCUGGACGUUGUUUGUUCAAAAUAGUGACAGCACCCCUGGGUUCGGCAAGCCAUUUGGGACGCUGAAGUACAGUGGAAGCAGCAGAACAGUGAGCCUGUACAUUAUGCCAUACGAUUUUCCAAAACUAUUCGGACUACUUUUGAUGUUGAAGAGGCGACAAAAUCCCAGUGGAAUCAUCAGUGACAUUGUCAGUGACAUUGGAGACUAUAUUCGUUCUGUUCCAAUAUACUACCGGGAGCCUCUCAAAAAGGCUUUCGCAACUAUCAAUUUGAUGCAUAUCUGGCCAAAGGAUGUUGUUCAUGAUUAUCAUGUCGGCAUUGAGCACGUUUCCCAUGAAGCAGUUCGUAAGGCUAAAACGGAAGCUCUAGCCGUACAACAAAUUGUACAGCAACGCAGGUCCGCUUCUCGACUGCGAUCCCAUCCUCAACAUGCAGAGUCUCAGAACGUCCAGAUUCCCAACAUUGUUGACAUUCCCCGGGACCAACUUGCUACAAAACUCCAACAGAUAAAGGCUUCUGUUAUGAAUGCUGUGCAAGGUCAGAGAGAACAGAAACGACCCUCGCAAGAGGAUGAAGAUCACCUUCACAUGUUGCCAAUUUCUGAGAUGGGUAACUAUGCUCCCCGUAUGGCGAAACAGCAACGCCUACGCGACCCUUUCGAAGAUGACGAUGUUGCAAGACAGCGGGAGAGAAACAUGUUCGGGAACCCCUAUCGCAUGGAUAAGAAGAUUUCCAUCGACGAAGAAGAUGAGGCGUCGCAGUUGGAAGUAAAUAUUUCAGAUACCGCGACGGACGCUUCAAGUGAAGUAUCAACGUCAAGACGCAAGCGAAAAUGGAGGUCUGUAUCCCCGUCCAUACGUCCAUACAACCGUCAUCGAGUUCCUAGGUUGUCGCCCUCCCCAGCACCAGUGCUAGUGAUGCCCCCAGUAUUAAGCUGGAAAGAAAUCAAAGAGGGCAAAGUGGACGUCACCUCAAUGAAGAAGAAAGCUCAGGAGGAGUAUAUCCAGAAGCGUUCUGCGUUGCGAGACGCCUCACCUGUGGAUAUAAAAGAAUCCCCCCGAGACCAAGUGAAGACAGAAACACCAAAUAGAGUAUCGGAUUGGUUGGUUGGAGUACAUAUCGAGGCUAUUGAAGAUUCAGAUGAGGAGGAACAAGCUUUGAGUGAAGACAUGGAUACUGAUCCCAAUACGCAUAUGCCACCGGAUGGCGACGCCUUUGCGGGAAAGCAAGCAGGAGCUGCUCCAGUUGAUCGCACCAAUGAAAUUAGACCUCCGGCUGCAGCUGGUGGCACAACAGGCCUGAUCGCCCAUCCAACCGGUGUGGCUAACCAAGCCAGGAAGGGUCCAAAAAGAAAGACUCCUUCCCCUGAACCGGAUGGUGCAUAUGAUGGGCAGGUACAGCAAAAAUGGGGUAGAUGGGAUUCUUUUGUGGAUGUGAGAAGAAGGAUACACUCGUUGAUAUGGCGAUUGCCACGAGAUUACAAUCAAAAUCGGGUCUUGAAAACCCUUGAUGUUACUGCGGAAACAACUCAUCUAACUACGGAUGAUAAACACAGGAUACUGAAGCAUGCCAUACGCGCCGGUAAUGCCUUCAGACGGCAACUUGUCGCAUUCCACGCUCAAUCUUUGCUGGAUGGUGGGCGGUUUCCGGAACCAUCCGGGGACAUCUGGUGGAAUGACCCUCCGACACACGAGGAUGGGUUUGGUCAAAAUGGACGAACCGGUUCUCAUUAUGCAUCACCAUGGCAUAUCCUAGAGCCAAACGGAAGUUAAUUUUGUGGCAGUCGGCUGUACAUUGAUUACAAACUGAUACCCAAAACCAUGGUGACCGGUGUAGGAAGACGUCAAAUGGGACAACCAACAAUGACAUGCACUACGUGAGUCGUAGCUUUCUACAACAACGUCUCUACAUACGAUGGGCAACGUGACUAUUUACUAUGUGGAGGACUACAACAAUCUCUUGGCGCGAGUGACUGACGCCGGGCGACCUUAAACGGCAACCAGCGUCUGAGAGCCUUCCCAGGUAUCACCUGGCCCAAGCUUGAUCAUCGCCGCAACGGAGCCGACCUUCCAAAAUAAUGUACGACGGUCAGCUAUAUCAGAGGAAGAAGAUACUACUGCUCUUCAAUAUACCUCCACACAGAUCAUGUUAUGAUACUGUGACAAAAACAUUAGUAUAAGAAUUUCUCCCUGGUUGGAUUGUACUGUUCCUACCUCCUC